Messenger RNA from Ctenopharyngodon idella (grass carp), 3795 nucleotides. It is a transcript of the gene slc13a3, whose product is annotated as solute carrier family 13 member 3. NCBI's taxonomy places the organism in Eukaryota, Metazoa, Chordata, Actinopteri, Cypriniformes, Xenocyprididae. Gene Ontology annotation, molecular function: sodium:dicarboxylate symporter activity; succinate transmembrane transporter activity; citrate transmembrane transporter activity. The record is from RefSeq and is a predicted model, not a curated record. The transcript has 13 exons. The coding region runs from base 234 to 2027 and encodes 597 amino acids. Gene Ontology annotation, biological process: citrate transport; monoatomic anion transmembrane transport. Gene Ontology annotation, cellular component: membrane.
UCUGUGUGAAGCAGAACACUUUGCUCUUCAUCUUUCUUGGCGCUGUAGACCGACUCACGUUGAAGGCUAAAGUCGAGGGGUCUUUAAGGGAGUUAACGAGUAAGCCAAUAGUUAAUCUUCUCCUGCUGUGCUAAAAAAUAAUAAAGCAAAAGUAAUAAAGUUGGAAACCAAGCGCCAGAGCAGCAGCCUGUGCCAGUGCAAAGACAAGGAAAGGAAACAAGUUUUAUGCCGCAAUGGACCCGGCAAAGUUUUCCAGGAAGCUCUGGUGCGCGCGCAGAGAGCUCAUCCUGCUACUCGCCCCGCUACUCCUGCUCCCGCUGCUCUUCGUUGUGCCGCCAAAGGAGGGCAAAUGUUUGUAUGUGGUGCUUCUGAUGGCGGUGUACUGGUGUACCGAAGCGCUCCCGCUGGCAGUGACUGCCAUGCUUCCCGUGUGCCUCUUCCCCACCAUGGGAAUCCUGCCUUCUAAGAAGGUCUGUCCACAGUAUUUUCUGGAGACUAACUUCUUGUUCCUGAGUGGUUUAGUGAUGGCAUCUGCUAUAGAGGAGUGGGGUCUUCAUCGCCGUAUAGCACUCAAAGUGCUGAAGAUUGUAGGAGUGAAACCUGCCUGGCUGAUUUUAGGCAUGAUGAUCACUUCCUCUUUCCUGUCAAUGUGGUUGAGUAAUACAGCCACAACCGCAAUGAUGCUGCCCAUUGCUAAUGCCAUACUGGAAAGCUUGUUUGGAAAUCUGGAGACUCUAAAAGAGAACUGCAAGGACAAACGGGACCCAGAGGGUGAUUCUCAGGUGAAGAUGCAUGUGCUUCCUUUUGAAAAACAAAUACUGACCACAGAUGACAGACCUGACUGGACAGACAGAUCAGAGCAAAAGAAUCUGGAAGAGGUCAGAAGAGAGGCAGAAUACCAGAUGAAAGUGUGGAAAGGAUUUCUGAUUUGUAUUCCUUAUGCUGCAAGCAUCGGAGGAACUGCAACCCUCACUGGCACAGCCCCUAACCUGAUCCUGGUGGGUCAGCUCAAGAGCUACUUUCCUGAAUGUGACCUCAUAAACUUCGGCUCAUGGUUUGUCUUCGCCUUCCCGCUCAUGCUCCUCUUCCUCAUUCUGGGCUGGAUCUGGAUUGCUUUCCUCUAUGGCGGGAUUAAUACACGACUUUGUAUUAGCAAACAUGAUGAACGGGCAGCUGCAGAAGCAAAAGCAACAGCUGUUAUUGAUGAAGACUACAGGAAAUUGGGCCCAAUAAAGUUUGCAGAAGGAUCUAUCGCUUUCUUCUUCGUUAUUUUUGCCAUCCUUCUGUUCACACGAGAUCCGAAGUUUGUUACAGGAUGGUCGGUUUUCUUCACCAAAGGCUAUGUAUCUGACGCUGUUACUGGAGUCAUCAUCAUCUCCAUCCUCUUUUUCUUUCCAUCCCAGCGUCCAUCUCUCCGCUGGUGGUUCGAUUCAAGAGCCUCAAAUACUCCAUACGUGCCUCUGUUGUCAUGGAGAAAAGCUCAAGAGUGUGUGCCAUGGAAUAUUAUUUUGCUGCUGGGUGGUGGAUUUGCAAUGGCCAAAGGCUGUGAGGAGUCAGGGUUAGCAGUAUGGAUAGGAAACCACUUGCAGCCUCUUGCCCAGGUCCCUCCCGCUGUCGCAGUCAUGCUCAUCACAGCCUUCAUCGCCUGCUUCACUGAAUUUGCCAGUAACACGGCCACCAUAAUCAUCUUUCUCCCUGUCAUUGCUGAACUGGCCAUCCGUGUGAAAGUCAACCCACUGUACUUCAUGAUUCCAGCAACGACCGGUUGCUCUUACGCUUUCAUGCUUCCGGUAUCCACACCUCCCAACUCAAUUGCAUUUGCCUCCGGACACCUUAUGGUCAAGGAUAUGGUGAAAACAGGGUUUGUGAUGAACAUCCUGGGAAUUAUGUGCGUGUCUCUUGCUGUGAACACAUGGGGUCUUCAUAUGUUCAAUCUACACAUGUACCCUGAUUGGGCAAGACCUUUAAAUGGUUCCUUAGCAACUGUGGCUACACAUACUGUAUCAGCUAUGAAUAUGACAGGCUAGAGAACAACUACAGAGAUGGAAAUGGACACCCUUACAAAAAAUAAGAAUACUUCAAGUUAAUUUUAUUAAGUAUACUUAAGUAAAUUUCAAGUAUAUUUUUAAGUAUACCUUAUGUAGUAAGUAUACCGAUAUCAAUGUAAUAGUAGUAUACUUAAGUGUACUAUUUCAAUAAUACUUGGGAAUACUAAAUUGGCCCACAUUUCAUUGUAUAAAUGUAUACUUUUAAGUUUACCCGGGUUUUAUUUUGUAGAAACCAUAGAAACACCAAAGACUCUUUAAUAUAUUAUGUGUUUUAUUAGACAGGUGAGCAACUGUUUGGAUACAUUCAUCGACAGAAAACUAUUCAUGUUAUAUAGCUCAACACAGUAAGUCUUAUUGUUUAAAUCUCGUUUUCUUGAUUUACAGCGAGUACCAUGUUUUACCAUGCCUAAUAUUGAUCUAGCUUACUGCAGUGUGCAACAAGUGUCUCAUAGCAGCUGCCGAGCGAACGCACAGAGUAGCAUUAUAACAACUUUCAACACACAAAUGUAUCUAAUACGUUAAAAUACCAAUGCUUUACCCCACAUACGCUUGACCGGAAGAAGCGGAAGCGGCGACUGUGGCAUAAUAAAAGUUCCGCUGCUCUCGAGACGUGUGUCGUGCUCGUCUCUGAUUAGCAAUCGCUCCUUUUCCACCAGCUGUAGACAUAAAGACAACUCCUCCCAUUAUUCUGCAAAAUCAAGGCGUCAUCAAGCUACACCUUUGUUUUGAAUAAGCGACCUCUAGUGGUGAAACUUUACAUAUUGUGCCUUUAACAUCAUACUUAUAGUUUACAAUUUAUAUAUUUUUGCACUUUAAGUAUACUAUUGUGUUCCUGUUUAGGUAUUAAUUUUUUAUACGUGAAAUGGACCUUUAAGUGUACUUUAAGUAGAUUUGAAGUAAAUUCCUAUGUACACUACUAGUGGACUACACAAAAAUUAACAUACUCAGAAUUAGGAACAUAUCUGUUGUCUUUAUAAAUCAAUAUUUUCAAACAAUGUAAGUUUAUAAGUAUGUAAAACUAUGUGAAAAAUAGUAUUUAUAGUAUUUACUUCUCAAUCAAAAGAAUAAUUUAUAGGCCAAGAAUAAUAGAAUAAUAUUAUUAUAGGCCAAAUAUACUUUGACUUUUCUGUCAGUGUAAGUCAAUUAUACUUAAUUGUAAUUAAGUAUUUCUGAAAAGUGCAUUAAAAAGUAGACUGAAAGUAUACUUUCUUAUUUUUAGUUUUAAAGUAUACUAAUAGCACACUUGAAUUAACUUGUUUUUUGUAAGGGCACACAUGCAUAUACAUACACAUUCAGUCAAGAUUCUGUAUAUACUAUAGAUAUAAGACUAAAAACAAAUGGAAAAAUUGCUUAACUGAGGGAUUCCUGCUGUGGAUGGAUCAACACUAUCAUGACCUCACUUCCUGCUCAGCACUGCUCUCUUAUGCCUUGAUGCCACUUCACAAAUUGAAGCAGGAAAUUUAAAAAUAUGUACCAUAUUUAUAUAUGUAGUUUUAAACUGAUAGUAAGCAUGUUUUAAAUUCAACAUGCUGUCAAUAAAAAUCUCAUAAUUUUUAAUAAAUUAUCCUCUGCAUAUUUUUUUAGAUUGUAAAUUUGUUGUAUUAAUGUCAAUUGUAUUUAUGUAAAAUUUUAUUGUAUUUAUGUAAUGUAUGCAGUAAUUAAUAAUUAUGUAACAUUUCUAUGUUAAAUGUUUAUAAUCUUGUGUUCAUUAUCCAUAAAUCCUAAUUAAAGCUUGGGUGCAACAAAA